Molecule: messenger RNA, 1963 nt
Organism: Phodopus roborovskii (desert hamster)
Lineage: Eukaryota; Metazoa; Chordata; Mammalia; Rodentia; Cricetidae
Gene: Gjc2
Product: gap junction protein gamma 2
Exons: 2
Coding region: 376-1770 (464 amino acids)
Biological process (GO): cell communication
Cellular component (GO): connexin complex
Source: RefSeq, a predicted model, not a curated record
GGUAUCCAUCAGCUCAGGUCCAGCUGGCUUCUCGGCUCUUCUUGGGUAAUUACACCCAUGGUAGGGGGAGACGAACUAACUGGUGAGCCUAGGGUACACUCAGUACCUCCCUCAGCAGCUGAGACCCCUCAGGCUGUUGUAAGAUGGGCCAGUCUACCUCAGCCAGUUGCAUUGUGUCCAGGGGAUCAGUAUGGGCACCAGGCCCAGUCUACUCACACUGAACAAACUUAUUUGUUAUCCACUUGCCUGCUGCCAAGCACACCCUCUCAGCAGCUGAACCUGUGCAACUGCUGUUGGGUUAGUAUGGCCCUGUCCCUAGCACAGAAGCCUUGAUGCCACAGAAGUUUGUUCUAAGUCUUUCCCUGCCUGCCUGCUAUGUCCAGGGACUGCAGAGAGGGAGAUCUGAGGAUGAGCAGCCAAAACCAGAGGUCCCACCUGCUCGCUCCCAUGACCAACAUGAGCUGGAGCUUCCUGACGCGACUGCUGGAGGAGAUCCACAAUCAUUCCACCUUCGUGGGCAAAGUGUGGCUCACUGUGCUAGUGGUCUUCCGAAUUGUACUAACGGCUGUGGGUGGUGAGUCUAUCUAUUCGGAUGAGCAAUCCAAGUUCACCUGCAACACGCGACAGCCGGGCUGUGACAAUGUCUGCUAUGAUGCCUUUGCUCCCCUGUCGCACGUGCGCUUCUGGGUCUUCCAAAUCGUGGUCAUCUCCACACCUUCGGUCAUGUACCUGGGUUAUGCAGUCCAUCGCCUGGCGCGUGCCUCUGAGCAGGAGCGCAGACGCGCCCUCCGUCGUCGCUCUGGCCCCCGGCGUGUGCCCAGGACGCAGCUGCCACCGCCACCUCCUGGCUGGCCAGACACGACUGAUCUGGGAGAGGCAGAGCCCAUGCUGGCGCUGGAAGAGGAAGAGGAUGAGGAGCCCGGGGCGCCUGAGGGCCCUGGGGAAGACACCGAGGAGGAGCGCGCAGAGGAUGUGGCUGCCAAGGGGGGCGGAGGUGAUGGCAAAACGGUGGUCACUCCUGGCCCUUCCGGGCAGCACGACGGGCGGCGGCGCAUCCAGAGGGAGGGCCUGAUGCGCGUGUACGUGGCCCAGCUGGUGGUAAGGGCGGCCUUCGAGGUGGCCUUUUUGGUGGGCCAGUACCUGCUGUAUGGCUUCGAGGUGCCGCCCUUCUUUGCCUGCAGCCGCCAACCUUGCCCACACGUGGUGGACUGCUUCGUGUCGCGGCCAACCGAGAAGACGGUCUUCCUGCUGGUCAUGUAUGUGGUCAGCUGCCUAUGCCUGUUGCUCAACCUUUGUGAGAUGGCUCACCUGGGCCUCGGCAGUGCGCAGGACGCUGUGCGCGGCCGUCGGGGAGCCUCAGCGCCUGUUCCUGGUCCCGUGCCGCGCCCGCCACCCUGCGCUUUCCCGACCGCCGCCGCCGGCCUGGCUUGCCCUCCGGAAUACAGCCUAGUGGUGCGCGCCGCUGAGCGGGCGCGGGCGCACGACCAGAACUUGGCUAACCUGGCCCUGCAGGCACUGCGCGAUGGGGCGGCAGCGGCGGCGGUGGCUGUGGAUCGGGACAGCCCGCCAUGUUCAGGGCUCAAUGCAGCCUCCAGGGGGGCACCCAGGGCGGGUGGCCCAGCUUCUGGAACCGGUAGUGCCACAUCAGGGGGCACCGUUGGGGAGCAGGGCCGGCCCGGGGCUCAGGAACAGCUAGCUACGAAGGCCAGGGCUGGCUCUGAGAAGGGCAGUACAGGCAGCAGGGAUGGCAAGGCCACAGUGUGGAUCUGAAGGCACUGGGGAGAGUUCAGGGAGUGCCUGGCAUGAAGGUUCAAUGGAAAUCUUUCUGUCUUCAACCAAUGGCCGCUGACAGAUCCCCUUAGGGGCCUUUAGAAGAGGAAGCAGAAGACCCUUAAAGGGGACUGGCUGGGAACCUCCCUGCAGGAUGGGAAGGGGAGUCACCGGGGUCUUAUCUGUAUCCCCU